AUGACGGAAUGCACACCAGCCAGUGCGCCAUUUCGUCAUUAUUUGAUCGUCCGAUCGGGUUUAAUUCAUGGUUAUUGUCCACUUCGGCUUGAUUAUCUAAAGGAUGUAUGGGAACGAAAAGCACAAAUAGAUGUUUGUUUAAAGGGUCUUGAUAAUUCUAAAGACAUAGAACAAGAAUUUUUAGAAGAAGUUAAUAAUCAACAUAAACAUGGGGGCGAUUCUGCAAUUGCAAUUUAUGGAAUAACCAAGAACCCAAAAGAUGCUAACUACAUGAUGGUUAUGGAAUACGCAAAGCAGGGAAGUCUCAGAAAAUUGUUAGAUAGUAAAUUUGGUGAAUUAGAUUGGUUUUCUAAA
Molecule: messenger RNA, 354 nt
Organism: Cetraspora pellucida
Lineage: Eukaryota; Fungi; Glomeromycota; Glomeromycetes; Diversisporales; Gigasporaceae
Source: the annotation of a GenBank genome assembly